AAUAAAUAAACCCCCCGGGAGAACUUGUUCUUCAAGUCGCUGCUGUUAGCAUAAUUGCAGAAGGGGGCUUCCAAAUUUCACAGAAGCCAUAAAAAGUUCAGAUCGAAGAAGAAGAAGAAGAAGAAGAAGAUGGAGUGCGUAUUCGGUCUCGUAGGCAACGGAUUCGUCAUAGUGGCGGCGGAUACAUCGGCGGUGCACAGUAUUUUGGUCCAUAAAUCCAACGAGGACAAGAUCAUGGUCCUCGAUUCCCACAAGCUCGUCGCAGCCAGCGGCGAACCCGGCGACAGGGUUCAGUUCACGGAGUACAUCCAGAAGAAUGUGUCUUUGUAUCAGUUCCGCAAUGGGAUUCCUUUGACCACUGCCGCUGCUGCUAACUUCACUCGUGGCGAACUUGCUACCGCCUUGCGUAAGAAUCCAUACUCCGUAAACAUUCUGCUAGCGGGAUACGACAAGGAGACUGGUCCAUCCCUCUAUUACAUUGACUACAUCGCCACCCUUCACAAGGUUGACAAGGGAGCUUUUGGAUAUGGGUCUUACUUUUCACUCUCCAUGAUGGACAGACACUAUCAUAGUGGCAUGACAGAAGAAGAAGCCAUUGAUUUGGUCGAUAAGUGCAUACUGGAGAUCAGGUCUAGGUUGGUUGUGGCCCCGCCAAACUUUGUGAUCAAGAUCAUCGAUGAGAACGGAGCUAGGGAGGUUGCUUGGCGCGAAUCUAUCAAGGAUGGAGCUAGUGUACCUUCAGCUUAAGACUUCAAUGUUAUCAGCAGAGGUUUGCAUUUCUUUCUAUCAUCUUAACUUUGUAUGGUCGGCGAGCGGGGUGUAUUUUACCCUCUUCCAGCCUAGUUUCAGACAUUUUGAUAGAGUUAUGUUGUGAUUGAAGUCUCUUGUUCCUGAAUACAUGAGCGAACAAACGCAAUCUGAACUUCUAUAGAUUGAUUUAUCAUCUGCUGUGCUGAAGUUCAAAGGUACUACUUAUGAAUAGAUUCACAAUUAAGUUGGCCUCGCAAGGAAA
This is a messenger RNA of Momordica charantia (bitter melon), 1012 nucleotides long. RefSeq names its product proteasome subunit beta type-2-A. NCBI's taxonomy places the organism in Eukaryota, Viridiplantae, Streptophyta, Magnoliopsida, Cucurbitales, Cucurbitaceae. Gene Ontology annotation, cellular component: proteasome core complex. The record is from RefSeq and is a predicted model, not a curated record. Gene Ontology annotation, biological process: proteasomal protein catabolic process.